Messenger RNA from Fundulus heteroclitus (mummichog), 4347 nucleotides. RefSeq names its product laminin, gamma 2 (gene lamc2). The transcript has 21 exons. Lineage: Eukaryota; Metazoa; Chordata; Actinopteri; Cyprinodontiformes; Fundulidae. The coding region runs from base 174 to 3545 and encodes 1123 amino acids. The record is from RefSeq and is a predicted model, not a curated record. Gene Ontology annotation, molecular function: extracellular matrix structural constituent.
AAGCCCAGCAGCCGUCAUUUCCUCUGACUGUGACAGUGAAUCACACGUGAGUAAGGGAAGGCAGAAUGUGCAGCGUGCUCAGACCUGCUGCAGCGCAGGAGAGCGCUUAAAAAGCCCGGCUCAGAGAGGCUGGGCCAGUUUCUCUUCACAGCUGAUUCCAGGAUUCACACAACAUGAGGAGCGGCUGGAUUUCCCUCUGCCUGGUUCUGGCUGCCGUCUGCUCGGUCCACACCACCUACACGUUCUACUCAAAGCUCCGAUGUGAGUGUAACGGCAGGGCCCGGUACUGCCUGCGGGACGCCAGGGGCCUGCGCUGCCUGGACUGCCAGGGGAACACCGAGGGCCGACACUGCGAGCGCUGCAAGGACGGCUUCUACCUGCAGGGGGCGGCGCUGAGCUGCACGCCCUGCAGCUGCAACCUCACAGGUUCUGUCGCUGACACCUGUGACAGCAGGGGGCGCUGCAGCUGCAGGGAAGGAGUCAGCGGAGACAAAUGUGAGUUCUGCCCCGACGGUCCGAUCGGGCCGGACGGCAGCAGACGAAGACGUCAGGAAAGAGAGGAUUCUGGGAGUUUGGCAGGGCCGUGUUUCUGCUACGGACACAGUGAGCAGUGUUCUGCACAGCCUGGCUACUCCGUCUACAACAUCUCGUCCACCUUCAGCACAGGUCCGGACGGAUGGACGGCAGCAACGGUGCAUGGAGUGACUCCUCAGGAUGUUCUCUUCCGCUGGUCACCAACACAUCAGGACCUGGAGGUGAUCUCCAAGCAAAGCCUGCCGGCUUACCUGUAUGCACCAGACUCUUACCUGGGGAACAAACGGCUGAGUUAUGGACAGAACUUCUCCUUCUCGCUGCGUUUGGACCGCGGCGUUCGACACCCCUCCACCAACGAUGUGAUCCUGGAGGGCGCCGGUCUGAGAGUGGCUGCCUCGCUGGGGGACCUGAGGUCCAUCGUCCCCUGUGGGAAGAAGAUCCUCUACACCUUCAGGCUGGACGAGCAGCUCAGUAAGUGGAGGCCUCAGCUUUCAUCAUUCCAGUUCCAGAAGCUUCUCCAGAACCUCACGGCCAUAAAGAUCCGGGCCACAUUUGGGGAAAAUGGACGUGGUUACCUUGACAACGUGAACCUGGUGUCUGCGCAGCGUGGCGAGGGCCCCGCGGCCAGCUGGGUGCAGACCUGCAGAUGUCCUCCAGGACACGAGGGGGACUUCUGUGAGCACUGCUCGGCUGGCUUCAGGCGCAGCGUCCCGUCAGCCGGACCCUUCAGCGCCUGUGAGCCCUGCAGCUGCAGGGGCGGCAGCUGCGACCCGCACACCGGAGACUGUUACUCUGCCGACGAGACGCCCGGCGGGCACAGCUGCUCAGAGGGAUUUUACAAAGACCAGCAGGGGGACUGUGUGAGGUGCCCCUGUCCAGAGAGGACAUCCUGCUCUCUGGCUGCCGGAGCUCUGGAGCCUCAAUGUCACCGCUGUCCACCAGGAACCAUUGGGUUUUACUGCGAAACCUGUCGGGGGGGUUUCCAUGGCGACCCUGUAGGUCUUCAGGGCGUGGUUCGACCCUGCAGGCCCUGCAGCUGCAACGGGCAUAUAGACGUCAGCCAGGCAGGAAGCUGCGAUCGCUCCAGUGGAGAAUGUCUGAGGUGUCUGAACAACACGACCGGCCGCUUCUGUGAGAACUGCCUGAGAGGGUUCUACCACGACCGACCCACCGAUGCCUGCAAACCCUGUAACUGUGACCUUCAGGGCUCAGAGUCGGAUCAGUGUGACGACGGCGGUCAGUGCCGGUGCCGGCCGGGCCACCAGGGUCUGAGGUGUGAUCGACCCAACUGCCCCGCCUGUUUCAGCCCCGUCAAAACCAAGAUGGAGGCUUACGCUGCCAAAGUGAAGCAGCUGGAGGCGCGUCUCUCUGGAUCGGGUGCAGUUCUGGUGAACCAGGCAGAGAUGGAGGCGGCUGUGAGCGCGAUGGAGGAGCUGGUCAACAACCUGGAGCAGAACGCAGAGGAGCUCACAGAGAAGGAGAAGGUCCUCCAGCGUCGUCUGUCGUCCAUCAGCAGGAGUCAGCUGACAGAGGGACAGGACAUCCAGAGCAUCUCAGAUAUUAGCAACCACAUCAGGAAACAGCUGCAAAGCUUCAAGUCGAAGGACGAGGAGGUGGAGACGCUGAUCGAUGAGAUGAGACGGCAGCUGGAGGAGGCCAGAACCAAACUGCAGUCAGUGGAGCUUCCUCUCCACGAUGAUCCCCAGAGUCCAGGCGGUCUGUCUUCACUGGCGCAGCUGGCUACAGGACUGGCUGAUGAGCACAAGGCGACGGCCGCCUCUGUGGAGCAGACGGCCAACGAGGCUCUGAGCGACUCGGAGGAGAGUCUGGCGCUGGUCCGGACUCUGAUGAACAGAGAGAACAAAGUCAACGAGCUGAUUGGAGAUCUGCAGACGCUCUACGAUCAGACCUCAGCAGAUGUGCAGAGUCUGGAGAGGCGGGCAGGAGGUCUGAGCGAGGAGGCCAAGCAGGAGAGCAACAUGGCCGACAGCAUGCUGAUAGACAUCUCCAGGCUGGAGAAGAACCUCCCCCCAUCCAUGCAGGGAGAAGUGGACGCCAUGCUCACCAAGCUGGAUGGACUGAAGGAGGCGGUGGAGAGGAACCCCGUGGAGAACCUGCUGCAUGAUGUAGAAAACAAGCGGACAGACGCUGAAGAGCUGCUGGAUGAAGGCAAAGCUGCCCAGCAGGAGUUCAACACGCUGCUGCACAGAGUCAACGACGCUAAAUCUGACACGGAGAAGGCUCUGGAAAGCAUCAGGACCAACAACGACGACCUGGACAACACCCUCAGCUCCCUGAGAGGGUUUGAUGAGCUGAUCCGCGGCAGCAAGCUUCUGGCUAAUGAAGCCAUCCAACGUCUCCCCGGCAUCAACGCCACCAUCCAGGAUGCCGGUCGUAAAAACGGCGAGACGCAGUCUGUUCUGGAAACAGCCUCCAAAGAUUUCAACAAAGCGAUGGGAAACAUCAACACACUGGACAGCCUGGCCGACAGCCUGCAGAAAUCCGUCGGCUCGCUGCCACCUUACGCUGGCCUGGUGGAGGACGCCAGCAGACUGAAGAAGGACGCUGAGGACCUGAAGAGCAGGGCAGAGCAGACGGCUGCAGAUGUGAAGGAUGAGCUGGAAGCGGCGGACAGGCUGGACGCUGCUGUUCAGGAGGCGGCUGACGGAGCGACUGCAGCGCUCAACAAUGCCAAAGAGAGCAGAGACGCCGUGCAGGAGACGCUGCAGGCCGUCAACGAGAUGCUGGCCAACCUGAACGACCCCAACGCCGUGGAUAAGGAUCUGCUGAGGCGGCUGGAGGAGACUCUGGCCGACGCUGAGAGGGAGGUGGAGGGCGGCCUGAGGCCUCGGCUGCAGGACAUGGAGGAGAAGGAGGAGGCGCAGCGCCGCCGGCUGACCUCCAUCAACCUGGACAUCGACAGGGUGCUGGCAGACAUCGCCAACCUGGAGGAGAUCCUGAGGACCAUCCCCAGCGGCUGCUUCAACAAUCCCCCCAUCGAGGAGGCCUGAGGGACUCAGACUGCGUCUCCUGGUCCUCUGACCUUCUGGGAGUCUGUAUCUGCUGCAGGGAUCUGGACUUCCCCUCCAACCUUCCUGCCAUUUGAACUGGAUCUUCCUGAGGAGCUCUGAAUGAAACCGGAUCAGUCGGUUCUGCUCGAUUUUAUGGACGGUUUCAGAUUAUUUUCUAUGAAAGAAAUGAAAUAUUCAACCUGGUUGUUCCUCUGCUGACUCCUGCUACUGCAGAAUUAUAGAAACGGGAGUAAAACGCUGAUGUUUUAUGGAUAAAUGCUUCAUUCUUUUAGCAUUUUAAUCAAACGUUUUAGAGAAUUUUAGAGACUUUUAGCCAUCAUCCCAGUUUAAAUGUUAAAGUUGUAACUCGAAGCCGUCCAAAGGUGUUCACCUGAGAGCAUCAUCUGUAACCAUGGAAACGCUGACUCCAGGCGUUUCAUUGGUUGCUAAGGUGUUCAUAUUGUUGCCGUGUUUAGGCAGUUUAUUAAUAAUCUCUGUUGUAUUUAUUUGUGAUUAAGGAUGGAAGAGGUGAACAACGUGAAAGUCUUAAAAUCUUAAUUUCUCCACAUUAAUAAAUGUUCUGCAGGUUAAAUUAAAUAAUUAGAAACAGAUUCUAUUUUUUCUGCGUGAUAAUCAUUGAAUGAAAGACUUCUCUCUAUUUUUCUGUAUUUAUAACUGUACAUAAAUCAGAUAUUUUUUGCUAUAAAAGAUUCUGGUUUUUUUUUGCCAGACAUUUUGGAGCACUGAACAGAAAGUUUUUGUUUCCUGAUUGAUUUAAAAUAAAAUCAGUUUCAGAUCUUUU